Molecule: messenger RNA, 7399 nt
Organism: Nycticebus coucang (slow loris)
Lineage: Eukaryota; Metazoa; Chordata; Mammalia; Primates; Lorisidae
Gene: PRDM2
Product: PR/SET domain 2
Exons: 10
Coding region: 368-5545 (1725 amino acids)
Biological process (GO): regulation of transcription by RNA polymerase II
Cellular component (GO): nucleus
Molecular function (GO): DNA-binding transcription factor activity, RNA polymerase II-specific; protein binding; histone methyltransferase activity
Source: RefSeq, a predicted model, not a curated record
AGUGUUUUGCAGGAUACGCAGUAGACAGUUGGUUCAAUUGUACUUUUUCUGGGAGUGCUGGGAGUUGUAACCAUCUCAUCAGAAAGCACAGACACAUUGGAAAGCUCUGUGUGCUUCACCACCCCCACCUUUUCAUGUUGGUUUUUCACAUCUAUUUUUUGGCAAUUAGUUUCGAAAAUAAGGAAAAUUAACAUUUUACUGUAAGAGUGUUUUCAUCGGAUGGAGUUACCUCAUGCUGGAAAAUUGACGGAUUCUUUUGUUUUUUGUAGCGUGGAGAGGAUAUCCUACUGUUACAAGGAGAGGGCUCAUGUAAUCAAAGAAGUUUCUUUGUUGUGUGUAUCUUUACAGAACACAACAGGAAUUGAAAAUGAAUCAGGACACUGCUGAGCUUGUGGCAGCCACCGAGAGCCUGGCCGAGGUGCCUGAACACGUGCUUCGAGGGCUUCCCGAGGAAGUGAGGCUUCACCCGUCUGCUGUCGACAAGACCCGGAUCGGUGUCUGGGCCACUAAACCAAUUUUAAAAGGCAAAAAGUUUGGGCCAUUUGUUGGUGAUAAGAAAAAAAGAUCUCAGGUUAAGAAUAAUGUAUACAUGUGGGAGGUGUAUUACCCAAAUUUGGGAUGGAUGUGCAUCGAUGCCACUGAUCCAGAGAAGGGGAACUGGCUGCGCUAUGUGAAUUGGGCUUGCUCAGGAGAAGAGCAAAAUUUAUUUCCGCUGGAAAUCAACAGAGCCAUUUACUAUAAAACUUUAAAGCCAAUCGCGCCGGGCGAGGAGCUCCUGGUCUGGUACAAUGGGGAAGACAACCCUGAGAUAGCAGCUGCGAUUGAGGAAGAGCGAGCCAGCGCCCGGAGCAAGCGGAGCUCCCCGAAGAGCCGGAAAGGGAAGAAAAAAUCCCAGGAAAAUAAAAAUAAAGGAAACAAAACCCAAGACAUACAGCUAAAGACAAGUGAGCCAGAUUCCAUCUCUGCAAAUAUGAGAGAUUCUGUGGAAGGUCCUAAAGAAGAGGAGAGACCUUCAGCUUCAGCACCGGAGCGGCCAGCUGUUCUUCAGGAGGUAGUUGGUCUGGAUGUGCUUCCAGAACUGGUGAUCCCUCCCCCUGCCUGCGAGCCGCAGCCGGAACUAGACGAGAAGUCAGAAGCAACAAAUUGUGAGGUGAAUGAUGUGGAGGGAGAAGAGGAGGGGGAGGGAGAAGAGGAGGGGGAGGAGGAAGAAGAGGAUGAAGAUGACGAUGAGUUGGAGGAAGAGGGAGAGGAAGAAACUGACAUGCCAAAUGAAAGUUCUGUGAAAGAGCCAGAAAUACUGUGUGACGAGAAGCCAGAAGAUUUAUUAGAAGAACCAAAAAAUAUUUCAAAAGAAGUUUUCCAAGACUCUGCAGAGGUGACACCUGCUCUCAGAAUCCCCAAAACUAAAGAAGAGGCCAAUGGUGAUGUAUUUGAAACAUUCAUGUUUCCAUGUCAGCAUUGUGAAAGGAAGUUUACGACCAAGCAGGGGCUGGAGCGUCACAUGCAUAUCCACAUGUCUACAGUCAAUCAUGCUUUCAGAUGCAAGUACUGUGGGAAAGCUUUCGGCACACAGAUUAACAGGAGGCGGCACGAGCGGCGCCACGAGGCAGGGUUGAAGCGGAAACCCAGCCAAACACUACAGCCGUCAGAGGACCUAGCUGAUGGCAAAGUUGCUGGAGAAAAUGUUACUCUGAAAGAUGAAUCAAAUCCUCCCAAUCUUGGGCAAGACUGUCUGAUUAUGAGUUCAGAGAAGUCUUCCCAAGAAACAAUAAAUUCUUCUAUUAUAGAAGAGAAUGGGGAUGUUAAAGAACUUCAUCCAUGCAAAUAUUGCAAAAAGGUUUUUGGGACUCACACUAAUAUGCGACGGCAUCAGCGCAGAGUUCAUGAGCGCCAUCUGAUUCCCAAAGGUGUGCGGCGAAAAGGAGGCCUCGAAGAGCUGCAGCCUCCAGUGGAGCAGGCCCUGCCAGCCCAGAAUGUCUAUGUCCCCAGCACAGAGCCAGAGGAGGAGGGGGAAGCAGAUGACGUGUACAUCAUGGAUAUUUCUAGCAAUAUCUCCGAAAACUUAAAUUACUAUAUUGACGGUAAAAUUCAAACUAACAACAGCACUAGCAACUGUGACGUGAUUGAGAUGGAAUCUAAUUCGGCAGAUUUGUAUGGUAUAAAUUGUCUGCUCACCCCAGUUACUGUGGAAAUUACUCAAAAUGUAAAGACCACACAGGUCCCGAUAACAGAUGAUCUUCCUAAAGAGCCUUCCAGCAACACAAAUAGUGACUCCAAGAAACGGAGAACGACUAGUCCACCUGUGCUACCCAAAAUUAAAGCUGAAACAGAUUCUGACCCCAUGGCUCCCUCGUGUUCCUUAAGUCUGCCUCUUACCAUAACAACAACAGAGACAGUAUCUUUCCAUAAAGAGAAAACUGUUUAUUUGUCAUCAAAGCUCAAACAACUUCUUCAAACCCAGGAUAAACUAACUCCUCCUGCAGGGAUUUCAGCAACUGAAAUACCUAAAUUAGGUCCCAUUUGUGUGUCUGCUCCUGCAUCAAUGUUACCUGUGACCUCAAGUCGCUUUAAGAGGCGGACCACUUCUCCCCCGAGUUCUCCACAGCACAGCCCUGCCCUUCGAGACUUUGGAAAGUCAAGUGAUGGAAAAGCAGCAUGGAGUGAUGCAGUUCUGACUUCCAAGAAACCCAAAUUAGAAAGUCAUAGUGAUUCGCCAGCCUGGAGUUUGUCUGGGAGAGAUGACAGAGAAACUGGGAGCCCUCCGUGCUUUGAUGAAUAUAAAAUAUCUAAAGAGUGGUCAGCUGGUUCUACUUUCAGCAGUGUGUGCAACCAACAGCCCCUGGAUUUAUCCAGCGGUGUCAAACAGAAGGGUGAGGGUAUGGGCAAGACUCUGGUGCAGUGGGAAUCUGUAUUGGAUCUCAGUGUGCAUAAAAAGCCUUGUAGUGACUCGGAAGGCAAGGAAUUCAAAGAAAAUCAUUCACUACAGCCAACCUGCAGUGCUGUAAAGAAAAAGAAACCAACCACCUGCAUGCUGCAAAAGGUUCUUCUUAAUGAAUAUAAUGGCGUUGAUUUACCUGUAGAAAACACCACCGAUGCGGCCAGGAGCCCAAGUCCUUGCAAGUCCCCAGAAGCCCAGCCAGAUCCUGACCUUGGUUCCGACUCUGUUUUGCCUGCCCCUACAGCUGAGUCCCCCCCUGGUGUUUAUCCUUCAUCACCUGCUCAGCAGACACCUUCCCUUUCUUCUAGUCAUCUACCUCCUCUCUUGGUCCCCACCGAUCCCUCCUCCCCUCCACCCUGUCCUCCAGUAUUAACUGUUGCCAGUCCGCCGCCUCCCCUCCUUCCCACCGUACCUCUUCCAGCCCCCUCUUCCAGCACACCACCGCAUCCGUGUCCCUGUCCAUUCUCAAAUGCUACCACACAGUCCCCACUCCCAAUUCUGUCCCCUACGGUGUCCCCCUCUCCUUCGCCCAUCCCUGUGGAGCCUCUUGUAUCUGCUGCUUCUCCUGGGCCUCCAACACUCUCCUCCUCCUCCUCCUCCUCCUCCUCCUCCUCCUCCUCUUCCACCUCCUCCUUCUCCUCCUCCUCCUCCUCCUCCUCCUCCUCUUCCCCUUCUCCACCUCCUCUUUCUGCAGUAUCAUCCGUCAUCUCUUCUGGUGAUAAUCUGGAGGCUUCUCUCCCCGUGAUAUCUUUCAAACCAGAGGAAUUAGAGAAUGAAGAUCCGAAACCCAGGGAAGAGCCCCAGCCUGCUAUUGAACAGGAUAUUGUUCAGGAAACAUUCAGCAAAAACUUUGUUUGCAAUGUCUGUGAAUCACCUUUUCUUUCCAUUAAAGAUCUAACCAAACAUUUAUCUAUUCAUGCUGAAGAAUGGCCCUUCAAAUGUGAAUUCUGUGUACAGCUUUUUAAGGAUAAAACUGAUUUGUCAGAGCAUCGCUUUUUGCUUCAUGGAGUUGGAAAUAUCUUUGUGUGUUCUGUUUGUAAAAAAGAAUUUGCUUUUUUGUGCAAUUUGCAGCAGCACCAGCGAGACCUCCACCCAGAUAAGGUAUGCACACACCACGAGUUUGAAAGCGGGACUCUGAGGCCCCAAAACUUCACAGAUCCCAGCAAGGCCCAUGUAGAGCAUAUGCAGAGUUUGCCAGAAGAUCCAUUAGAAACCUCUAAAGAAGAGGAAGAAUUAAAUGAUUCCUCUGAAGAGCUUUAUACGACCAUAAAAAUAAUGGCUUCUGGUAUAAAGACGAAAGAUCCAGAUGUUCGAUUGGGUCUCAAUCAGCAUUACCCGAGCUUUAAGCCACCUCCAUUUCAGUACCAUCACCGAAACCCCAUGGGUAUUGGGGUGACGGCCACCAAUUUCACUACACACAAUAUCCCACAGACUUUUACUACUGCCAUCCGCUGCACAAAAUGUGGAAAGGGUGUUGACAACAUGCCCGAGUUACACAAACACAUCCUGGCUUGUGCUUCGGCAAGUGACAAAAAGAGGUACACCCCCAAGAAAAAUCCAGUGCCGCUGAAACAAACUGUGCAGCCCAGAAACGGAGUGGUGGUUUUAGAUAACUCUGGGAAAAACGCCUUCCGACGAAUGGGACAACCCAAAAGACUGAACUUUAGUGUUGAGCUCAGCAAAAUGUCAUCAAAUAAGCUCAAAUUAAAUGCAUUGAAGAAAAAAAAUCAGCUUGUGCAGAAAGCAAUCCUUCAAAAAAACAAAUCUGCCAAGCAGAAGGCCGACUUGAAAAGCACGUCUGAGUCGUCCUCUCACAUCUGCCCUUACUGCCACCGAGAGUUCACUUACAUAGGGAGUCUGAACAAGCAUGCGGCUUUCAGCUGUCCCAAAAAGCCCCUUUCUCCUCCCAAAAAGAGAGUUUCUCAUUCAUCCAAGAAAGGUGGACACACAUUACCUGCAAGCAGUGACAAAAACAAUAAUAGCAACCACCGCAGGCGGACAGCAGACGCAGAGAUUAAAAUGCAGAGCAUGCAGACUCCUUUGGGCAAGACCAGAGCCCGCAGCUCAGGCCCCGCCCAGGUCCCACUGCCCUCCUCGUCCUUCAGGUCCAAGCAGAAUGUCAAAUUUGCAGCUUCGGUUAAGUCCAAAAAACCAAGCAGCUCCUCUUUAAGAAACUCCAGCCCGAUAAGAAUGGCCAAAAUAACUCACAUCGAGGGGAAAAAACCCAAAGCUGUGGCCAAGAAUCAUUCUGCUCAGGUUUCCAGCAAAACAUCCCGGAGCCUACACAUGCGGGUACAGAAAAGCAAAGCUGUUUUACAAAGCAAGUCUGCCCUGGCGAGUAAGAGGAGAGCAGAGCGGUUCAAUAUCAAGUCCAGAGAGCGGAGUGGGGGGCCGGUCACCCGAAGCCUUCAGCUGGCAGCGGCUGCUGACCUGAGUGAGAACAAGCCAGAGGACGUCAGCACUAAGCAGGAGCUCAAGGACUUCAGCUACAGCCUCCGCCUGGCAUCCCGCUGCCCUCCACCAGCAGCCCCGUACAUCACCCGGCGGUACAGGAAGGUCAAGGCCCCCACUGCAGCCCAGUUCCAGGGACCCCUCUUCAAAGAGUAGAUGCUCCGCCUGCUCCCUGACAGCACCUGAAGUGACCUGCAAUCAGUGAAGCCAAAGGGACUGGCAGUCUGCCCUGCAGGGAGUACUGACGCAUCCCCAUGCAUGAACCUACGAGAGAGUGGCAGGCAGUGUGUGUGUGCGCGUGAGUGGUCUUCAAACCAAGGUCCUGACUCUGGGGAGGCAGGAAGGCAGCUGGCCCCAUGCUGUCCUCUGGGCCCUACUCAGAGGCAGGUCCUGGAACCCUUCUCUGCAGCUCAGCCUUCCUGUUGAGGUGGGGCCUCUCCUACUAUGCAAUUUUUCAAAAGCUCCUUGACCCUGGUUGAUGCUUCUCGAGUUGUCUGUUGCCAUUUUGAGGACUUUGGUCUAGUCCAAGGAAGGCCUUCAAGAGGAGGUCAAGUUCCCCUUCAAAACCACCGCCUCCCCCUGCAACAUCUCUGGGAAUCAAGAACAUAUGGACAUGUUGAGACGUGAGCCUGAGCAUUGCCCUUGGCCCCAGCACUUGGAAAACCCCUUUUUUUUUCCCAAGUAAUUGAGCUGCUGGCUCUUGAGCCAUUUUCUACAAUUGAAAUACUCGUCAGUUCAUUGCUCUGGAGUCUUUGCAGAGAACACCCCCAAAGUUGGUGCCCCUGGGAGGAAGACCUUGUUCCCACUUAGACCUGUUUCCUCCCUCGGGGAAGAGGGAGGGUAAUGGAUGGAGAGGGUGGCAUUGGGGGAGGGAGAGUCUCCUGAGCCCUUGCUCACCUCCUUUGGUGGCACCAUCAAUAUCUUUAGUGUCUGAGCUUCUCAAAUUCUGCUGCAAAGAAAAAAAAAGAGAGAGAGAGAAAAUAAAAGUACAGAAGGAUUAAAAAGCACAGGGGGAAGAAAAAGAGAUUUCCAGAGGCUGCAAAUUGCCUGCAGGGGGCUGACUCUGCUCUCUGGGAGAUGGAGCAGAGAAACGGGUGAGCUCAGCUUGGAGUCCACACCCAGCUCGGUGAGGAUCUCAGGCUGUGUGCCUUUGGGGCAGACCCCGUCUGAGACUACUUUGGUGCUGAUUUCUCAGCUCCCGAUUUCAAUAGUGACCUAUCAAACCCAAAGCGGAAGGAGGGAACUUCCACAAGCAGGAAUUUGUCACACAAUAAAGGGAUGUUCUUUUUCAGGGCUACUGUGGUUGAUCCUGCAACUCUGUAAAUAUGUACGUAGACACUUUUAAAAGCACGUAUUUAUGUCCCAGACUGUAAAUGCCCUGUUUUUAAAGUUUUAUAACUCGUGUUAUUUAAUGAAUCAGUCGACUGGCUGCAGUAUGGGGUCCGACAAGGGGCCAGGAGAAGGGGUCUCAUGAGAUCCUCACAUGGGCAGAUAAAUGCUGAGCAUUGGCCGACAUCACCGUUUUUUCCUAUUUCCAGCUAGAAGCUCUUGUUUGCUUUUAAUUUUUACAAACUGGAGUCCUUUCGCCCGCUCCUGCAAUGAAGCCUCACAAGCAUGAAGAGCUGCAGCUGCUCCUAUCCCGAUGCUAUGAUUUUGUCCCCUAAAUGUUAACAUUUGUGAACUGUACCCCCGCCUCUCAGUUCUGCGAGUUUCCCCAGCCGGCACCAAGGGAAGCUCCAACCAGAAGCCUCAAAAGGCUUCGGCCCAUGACGAAUUCCAGAAAAAGUGGUUGAGGCCUUGGGGAUGCUCACUUUUUGCAUGUGCAAAUGUUCUGGUCACUCUUCAGCACUCCCAGACGGUCAGGAACACUGUCCCAGUAGUGACUGGGGGAUGGUUUUGUAAAGGACUGUGUUUCCUGGUCUUCGAGUGUGGGUUUGGGGCCGCGGGAGAAGACGGCUCUGUAUCUGCCAUGUGAAGAAAAUUAACAAUAAACGCGUGAAGAGCGAUUGU